Molecule: messenger RNA, 1111 nt
Organism: Emiliania huxleyi CCMP1516
Lineage: Eukaryota; Haptophyta; Isochrysidales; Noelaerhabdaceae
Gene: Rab1a-1
Product: rab family GTPase
Exons: 7
Coding region: 42-647 (201 amino acids)
Molecular function (GO): GTPase activity; GTP binding
Source: RefSeq, a predicted model, not a curated record
CUUGUCUCACGGCCGCCGCCCGCCUCACCCGGCUAAAAGACAUGAGCCAGCAAGAGUACGACUACGUGUUCAAGCUCGUGCUCAUCGGCGACUCGGGUGUCGGAAAGUCUUGCCUGCUGCUGCGCUUCGCUGACGACACGUACACCGAGUCGCACAUCAGCACCAUCGGCGUGGAUUUCAAAAUCCGCACGAUCCAGCUCGAGGGCAAGACCAUCAAGCUGCAGAUUUGGGACACGGCGGGGCAGGAGCGCUUCCGCACGAUCACGAGCAGCUACUACCGCGGCGCGCACGGCAUCAUCGUGGUGUACGACACCACCGAUGCCGAGACCUUCGAGCACGUCAAGACGUGGCUGCACGAGAUCGACAGGUAUGCGUCGGAGAACGUCAACAAGCUCCUCGUUGGCAACAAGUCCGACCUGACAUCGAAGCGCAGCGUCGAGACGGAGGCGGCAAAGGAGUUUGCGCAAUCUGUCAACAUCCCCUUCCUCGAGACGUCCGCCAAGAAUGCAAGCAACGUCGAGGACGCCUUCAUGUGCAUGGCGACCGAGAUUAAGAAGCGCAUGGCCUCGGCACCAUCCAACGAGCCGUCGCGGAAAAUCAACAUGAAGGCUGGCGAGACCGUGAAGUCGGGCGGGGGCUGCUGCUAGAGGCGCGCGGGGAGGGGCGGCCGGCACCGCGGCGGCAGGCGGCCCCAGCGAGGCUUGCUGCGCGAGCCGCCGCUGCGGCCCGCAGGGGCGUGGGCCCCUACGUAGGCUCCUAGCCGCGUCUUACGUUAUGUGUCAAUCCGUGCUUCGAGGUGCAGUGGGAGGGUUGUGAUUGCGCUGCGGCGGCGCGGGCGAACAGGCAGCCACCGGCCGGGGCUGCUCCUCCUUGUACGCCAUGUGUGGAAGGGUCGGGGAGUGGCGGCGGGGCGCCGCCGCUCUGCGCGCGCGCGCGUCCCGCAGGCUCUCGCUCUUUCCUCCUCCCCCUCCUUGGGGGAGAGCCCCAUCCGGCGCUCCCGGCGCGCGCGCGUUUUCGAGCGCCGUUUUCGAGUUGAGAGCCGCCUAUGUGUUUCCAGCCGCCGCGCUAUCGAUCUUUUUUGUAAUGUUAACUCCUACGCACAAAGUGGUCG